Saccharomyces paradoxus is the source of this 10737-nucleotide messenger RNA. It is a transcript of the gene NUM1, whose product is annotated as Num1p. The transcript has a single exon. Gene Ontology annotation, biological process: dynein-driven meiotic oscillatory nuclear movement; microtubule cytoskeleton organization; establishment of mitochondrion localization. Gene Ontology annotation, molecular function: tubulin binding; phospholipid binding. The record is from RefSeq and is a predicted model, not a curated record. The coding region runs from base 1 to 10737 and encodes 3578 amino acids. NCBI's taxonomy places the organism in Eukaryota, Fungi, Ascomycota, Saccharomycetes, Saccharomycetales, Saccharomycetaceae. Gene Ontology annotation, cellular component: cell cortex; mitochondrion; cellular bud tip.
AUGUCCCAGAACAAUAGGCAUAAAAAGAGUAAUGAUAAAGACAGCUCAGCGGAGCAGUAUACGGAUAGCGUUGACGAUUCAUUGACCCAAGAAAACAUCACAAUAAACAGCGUAACAAGGGCCGCUAACUCAGAGGUGAAUAAAGGCGGUAGUGAUGAUGAAGGAGACAAAUCAAAGCUUUUUUCGAUUUCAAAUAUUUUGAGUAAGAGGGAGACAAAAGACGCGCUUCCGGGGUUCGCAGGCAGCAGUUCUCACAAUGGAGUACUCACAGCAAAUUCGUCAAAGGAUAUGAAUUUCACUUUGGAAUUAAGCGAAAAUUUGCUGAUUGAAUGUAGAAAACUGCAAUCUUCAAAUGAAGCUAAAAAUGAACAAAUUAAGUCUCUCAAACAAAUCAAACAGUCAUUAAGUGACAAGAUUGAGGAGCUCAAUAACCAAAGAAAGUCGUUUAUGAAAGAGUUGGACUCGACUAAAGAUCUCAACUGGGAUUUGGAAUCUAAACUAACAAACUUGAGCAUGGAAUGUAAGCAAUUAAAAGAACUGAAGAAAAAGACUGAAAAAUCUUGGAAUGAUGAAAAGGAAAGCUUAAAAACUUUGAGAACAGAUUUGGAAAUUUUAACCUUAACUAAAAAUGGUAUGGAAAAUGAUCUUAAUUCUCAGAAACUUCAUUAUGAAAACGAGAUUAGUGAACUAAAGGAAAGAAUAUUAGACUUAAAUAAUGAGAACGAUAAAUUACUUAUAAGUGUUUCUGAUUUGACAAGUGACAUCAAUUCCUUACAAGGCGAUAGAGCUGAAAAAUUAAAAAUUCAAAAGCAACUUGAUGACGCUAAAGCAUCUAUUUUUUCGUUGAAAAGGAAAGUACAAAAGAAAUACCAUCAAAAACAGCAUACUUCCGACACUACAGUAGCAUCCGAUUCUGAUUCGGAGUGGGCCACUAGUGAAGAAGACAUUUUUGACAUAGUGACCGAUAUUGACCACAUGAUCGAAGCACACCCCUCUGUCGAGGAUCUUUCUGAAGAUCUCGUUAAAAAGUACUCAGAAAACAACAAUAUGACCUUGUUGUCAAAUGAUUCUUAUAAUAACUUGUUACAAAAAAGCGAAAGUGUAUCCAAACCAAAAGGCGACGAAUUGAUGACUAAAGAGGUUGCUGAAAACCUGAAUAUGAUUGCGUUACCAAACGACGACAAUUACAACAAAAAAGAUUUCUCAUUAGAAUCCCAUAUCAAAUAUUUAGAGGCUUCUGGCUAUAAAGUACUUCCUCUAGAGGAGUUUGAGAACAUGAAACAAUCCAUAUCAAAUCCGCCAUAUAGUUAUCUGAGGGAAAAACUUAAGGCAUUGAAAAAGAUACCCAUUGACCAAAAUACGUUUAACUUGAUAAAGGAACCUACUAUUGAUUUUUUGCUGCCUCUAACAUCUAAGAUUGACUGCCUGAUAAUACCAACCAAAGAUUAUAACGAUCUUCUUGAAAGCACCAAGAAUCCAUCAGUAGAACAGGUGAAAGAAUGCCUGGGAAGAAACAGUAGUUUAGAAUUCACUAUAUGUAAAUGGCUAGAAGAGAGAAACGACUGCAAAUUACUCAGUAAUAAUGUGUACUUUUCGAUGGUUGAUAAAAUAGAAACGCCUUCAAAACAAUACCUAUCAAAUAAGGCAAAAGAGUACGAUCAGGUGCUGGUUGAUACCAAAACAUUAGAAGAUUUACAGAACCCAACGGUGGAUGUGCUAAAAAGAAAAGCUUCUGCAUCUGAUUAUUUAUUGCUCAAGAAAGAAGACUACGAGAGUCCAUCCCUGGAAUACUUGGUUGAACACGCCAAAGCUACUGAUCACCACUUACUAUCUGACAGUGCGUACCAAGACCUAGUCAAAUUCAAGGAGACGCCUGAUAUCGAAUUCUUGAAGGAGAAAUCUGCAAGCCUAGGUCAUACCAUUGUUUCCGAUGAGGCAUAUUCCGAGUUACAACACAAAUACUCUGAUUUGGAGAAGCAAUUGGAACAACCAUCUUUAGCAUACCUGGUUGAACACGCCAAAGCUACUGAUCACCACUUACUAUCUGACAGUGCGUACCAAGACCUAGUCAAAUUCAAGGAGACGCCUGAUAUCGAAUUCUUGAAGGAGAAAUCUGCAAGCCUAGGUCAUACCAUUGUUUCCGAUGAGGCAUAUUCCGAGUUACAACACAAAUACUCUGAUUUGGAGAAGCAAUUGGAACAACCAUCUUUAGCAUACCUGGUUGAACACGCCAAGGCUACUGAUCACCACUUACUAUCUGACAGUGCGUACCAAGACCUAGUCAAAUUCAAGGAGACGCCUGAUAUCGAAUUCUUGAAGAAGAAAUCUGCAAGCCUAGGUCAUACCAUUGUUUCCGAUGAGGCAUAUUCCGAGUUACAACACAAAUACUCUGAUUUGGAGAAGCAAUUGGAACAACCAUCUUUAGCAUACUUGGUUGAACACGCCAAGGCUACUGAUCACCACUUACUAUCUGACAGUGCGUACCAAGACCUAGUCAAAUUCAAGGAGACGCCUGAUAUCGAAUUCUUGAAGAAGAAAUCUGCAAGCCUAGGUCAUACCAUUGUUUCCGAUGAGGCAUAUUCCGAGUUACAACACAAAUACUCUGAUUUGGAGAAGCAAUUGGAACAACCAUCUUUAGCAUACCUGGUUGAACACGCCAAAGCUACUGAUCACCACUUACUAUCUGACAGUGCGUACCAAGACCUAGUCAAAUUCAAGGAGACGCCUGAUAUCGAAUUCUUGAGGGAGAAAUCUGCAAGCCUAGGUCAUACCAUUGUUUCCGAUGAGGCAUAUUCCGAGUUACAACACAAAUACUCUGAUUUGGAGAAGCAAUUGGAACAACCAUCUUUAGCAUACCUGGUUGAACACGCCAAAGCUACUGAUCACCACUUACUAUCUGACAGUGCGUACCAAGACCUAGUCAAAUUCAAGGAGACGCCUGAUAUCGAAUUCUUGAGGGAGAAAUCUGCAAGCCUAGGUCAUACCAUUGUUUCCGAUGAGGCAUAUUCUAAAUUGGAGAAGCAAUUGGAACAACCAUCUCUAGCAUACCUGGUUGAACACGCCAAAGCUACUGAUCACCACUUACUAUCUGACAGUGCGUACCAAGACCUAGUCAAAUUCAAGGAGACGCCUGAUAUCGAAUUCUUGAGGGAGAAAUCUGCAAGCCUAGGUCAUACCAUUGUUUCCGAUGAGGCAUAUUCCGAGUUACAACACAAAUACUCUGAUUUGGAGAAGCAAUUGGAACAACCAUCUCUAGCAUACCUGGUUGAACACGCCAAAGCUACUGAUCACCACUUACUAUCUGACAGUGCGUACCAAGACCUAGUCAAAUUCAAGGAGACGCCUGAUAUCGAAUUCUUGAGGGAGAAAUCUGCAAGCCUAGGUCAUACCAUUGUUUCCGAUGAGGCAUAUUCCGAGUUACAACACAAAUACUCUGAUUUGGAGAAGCAAUUGGAACAACCAUCUUUAGCAUACCUGGUUGAACACGCCAAAGCUACUGAUCACCACUUACUAUCUGACAGUGCGUACCAAGACCUAGUCAAAUUCAAGGAGACGCCUGAUAUCGAAUUCUUGAAGGAGAAAUCUGCAAGCCUAGGUCAUACCAUUGUUUCCGAUGAGGCAUAUUCUAAAUUGGAGAAGCAAUUGGAACAACCAUCUCUAGCAUACCUGGUUGAACACGCCAAAGCUACUGAUCACCACUUACUAUCUGACAGUGCGUACCAAGACCUAGUCAAAUUCAAGGAGACGCCUGAUAUCGAAUUCUUGAAGGAGAAAUCUGCAAGCCUAGGUCAUACCAUUGUUUCCGAUGAGGCAUAUUCUAAAUUGGAGAAGCAAUUGGAACAACCAUCUCUAGCAUACCUGGUUGAACACGCCAAAGCUACUGAUCACCACUUACUAUCUGACAGUGCGUACCAAGACCUAGUCAAAUUCAAGGAGACGCCUGAUAUCGAAUUCUUGAGGGAGAAAUCUGCAAGCCUAGGUCAUACCAUUGUUUCCGAUGAGGCAUAUUCCGAGUUACAACACAAAUACUCUGAUUUGGAGAAGCAAUUGGAACAACCAUCUUUAGCAUACCUGGUUGAACACGCCAAAGCUACUGAUCACCACUUACUAUCUGACAGUGCGUACCAAGACCUAGUCAAAUUCAAGGAGACGCCUGAUAUCGAAUUCUUGAGGGAGAAAUCUGCAAGCCUAGGUCAUACCAUUGUUUCCGAUGAGGCAUAUUCUAAAUUGGAGAAGCAAUUGGAACAACCAUCUCUAGCAUACCUGGUUGAACACGCCAAAGCUACUGAUCACCACUUACUAUCUGACAGUGCGUACCAAGACCUAGUCAAAUUCAAGGAGACGCCUGAUAUCGAAUUCUUGAGGGAGAAAUCUGCAAGCCUAGGUCAUACCAUUGUUUCCGAUGAGGCAUAUUCCGAGUUACAACACAAAUACUCUGAUUUGGAGAAGCAAUUGGAACAACCAUCUUUAGCAUACCUGGUUGAACACGCCAAAGCUACUGAUCACCACUUACUAUCUGACAGUGCGUACCAAGACCUAGUCAAAUUCAAGGAGACGCCUGAUAUCGAAUUCUUGAAGGAGAAAUCUGCAAGCCUAGGUCAUACCAUUGUUUCCGAUGAGGCAUAUUCUAAAUUGGAGAAGCAAUUGGAACAACCAUCUCUAGCAUACCUGGUUGAACACGCCAAAGCUACUGAUCACCACUUACUAUCUGACAGUGCGUACCAAGACCUAGUCAAAUUCAAGGAGACGCCUGAUAUCGAAUUCUUGAAGGAGAAAUCUGCAAGCCUAGGUCAUACCAUUGUUUCCGAUGAGGCAUAUUCUAAAUUGGAGAAGCAAUUGGAACAACCAUCUCUAGCAUACCUGGUUGAACACGCCAAAGCUACUGAUCACCACUUACUAUCUGACAGUGCGUACCAAGACCUAGUCAAAUUCAAGGAGACGCCUGAUAUCGAAUUCUUGAGGGAGAAAUCUGCAAGCCUAGGUCAUACCAUUGUUUCCGAUGAGGCAUAUUCCGAGUUACAACACAAAUACUCUGAUUUGGAGAAGCAAUUGGAACAACCAUCUUUAGCAUACCUGGUUGAACACGCCAAGGCUACUGAUCACCACUUACUAUCUGACAGUGCGUACCAAGACCUAGUCAAAUUCAAGGAGACGCCUGAUAUCGAAUUCUUGAAGAAGAAAUCUGCAAGCCUAGGUCAUACCAUUGUUUCCGAUGAGGCAUAUUCCGAGUUACAACACAAAUACUCUGAUUUGGAGAAGCAAUUGGAACAACCAUCUUUAGCAUACUUGGUUGAACACGCCAAGGCUACUGAUCACCACUUACUAUCUGACAGUGCGUACCAAGACCUAGUCAAAUUCAAGGAGACGCCUGAUAUCGAAUUCUUGAAGAAGAAAUCUGCAAGCCUAGGUCAUACCAUUGUUUCCGAUGAGGCAUAUUCCGAGUUACAACACAAAUACUCUGAUUUGGAGAAGCAAUUGGAACAACCAUCUUUAGCAUACCUGGUUGAACACGCCAAAGCUACUGAUCACCACUUACUAUCUGACAGUGCGUACCAAGACCUAGUCAAAUUCAAGGAGACGCCUGAUAUCGAAUUCUUGAGGGAGAAAUCUGCAAGCCUAGGUCAUACCAUUGUUUCCGAUGAGGCAUAUUCCGAGUUACAACACAAAUACUCUGAUUUGGAGAAGCAAUUGGAACAACCAUCUUUAGCAUACCUGGUUGAACACGCCAAAGCUACUGAUCACCACUUACUAUCUGACAGUGCGUACCAAGACCUAGUCAAAUUCAAGGAGACGCCUGAUAUCGAAUUCUUGAGGGAGAAAUCUGCAAGCCUAGGUCAUACCAUUGUUUCCGAUGAGGCAUAUUCCGAGUUACAACACAAAUACUCUGAUUUGGAGAAGCAAUUGGAACAACCAUCUUUAGCAUACCUGGUUGAACACGCCAAAGCUACUGAUCACCACUUACUAUCUGACAGUGCGUACCAAGACCUAGUCAAAUUCAAGGAGACGCCUGAUAUCGAAUUCUUGAGGGAGAAAUCUGCAAGCCUAGGUCAUACCGUUGUUUCCAAUGAGGCAUAUUCUAAAUUGGAGAAGCAAUUGGAACAACCAUCUCUAGCAUACUUGGUUGAACACGCCAAGGCUACUGAUCACCACUUACUAUCUGACAGUGCGUACCAAGACCUAGUCAAAUUCAAGGAGACGCCUGAUAUCGAAUUCUUGAAGAAGAAAUCUGCAAGCCUAGGUCAUACCAUUGUUUCCGAUGAGGCAUAUUCCGAGUUACAACACAAAUACUCUGAUUUGGAGAAGCAAUUGGAACAACCAUCUUUAGCAUACCUGGUUGAACACGCCAAGGCUACUGAUCACCACUUACUAUCUGACAGUGCGUACCAAGACCUAGUCAAAUUCAAGGAGACGCCUGAUAUCGAAUUCUUGAAGAAGAAAUCUGCAAGCCUAGGUCAUACCAUUGUUUCCGAUGAGGCAUAUUCCGAGUUACAACACAAAUACUCUGAUUUGGAGAAGCAAUUGGAACAACCAUCUUUAGCAUACUUGGUUGAACACGCCAAGGCUACUGAUCACCACUUACUAUCUGACAGUGCGUACCAAGACCUAGUCAAAUUCAAGGAGACGCCUGAUAUCGAAUUCUUGAAGAAGAAAUCUGCAAGCCUAGGUCAUACCAUUGUUUCCGAUGAGGCAUAUUCCGAGUUACAACACAAAUACUCUGAUUUGGAGAAGCAAUUGGAACAACCAUCUUUAGCAUACCUGGUUGAACACGCCAAGGCUACUGAUCACCACUUACUAUCUGACAGUGCGUACCAAGACCUAGUCAAAUUCAAGGAGACGCCUGAUAUCGAAUUCUUGAAGAAGAAAUCUGCAAGCCUAGGUCAUACCAUUGUUUCCAAUGAAUCAUAUUCUAAAUUGGAGAAGCAAUUGGAACAACCAUCUCUGGAAUAUUUGGUUGAACGUGCUGAACAAAUACAGACAAAAGUUAUAACCGUAUCAGACUUUAACAAGUUAAUGAAUCCAUCCUUGGAAGAUUUAACUUCAAAGUUGCAAAACUCAGAGUACCAGAUUGUUCCAAAGGAUGAGUACAUUGCAUUGAAAGAAAUGAUGGAAGAUCCUGACGUUCAACUGUUAAAAUCUAAGUUGAAAGGUUACCACAUAAUUGAUACAGCAGCAUACAAUGAGCUAGCCAGCUACUCAAAUUCUCCUACAUUGGACUUUAUUGAAGAGAAAGCCAAAAGCAAAGGUUUUAGGUUGAUAGAUGCCAACAAAUAUAUUGAUUUGAAUAGAAUAGCCACUACUCCUUCUAAAGAAGAGAUAGAUAACUUUUGCAGAAAGAUUGGGUACUACGCUUUGGAAUUCAAAGAAUAUGAAAAACUGAAGAAUUCUGUGCAGAAUCCCUCUAAGGAGUUUAUCGAAGAAAAAGCCACCUUAUUUGGUCUUGCGCUAGUUGAUAAAACAGAGUAUGAAACAAUGAAAGACAAUUUGAGCAAUAAAAAUUCACUCAUUGCAUCUGUAAAGGCACUUGGUCUCGUUGCAAUACCUGCCCCACAGCUUGCUUCUCUACAGAAGUCAUCACUACAAAAUAGUACUUUAUCUGAUAUUGAGAAUAAAUUAAAAGCUUUAGGAUAUGUCGCAAUAAGUAAGGAAAACCUAGCAAACCUAGAGAAACCGAUAGUUGAAAGCGCCUCCAGAGAUGAUGUCUUGAACAUAUGCUCCAAGUUCAGUCUAAUACCAGUGUCCACUGAAGAAUAUGAUAAUAUGAAGAAAGAACGCGCUCAAACCUUGAAUGCUCUCAGUGAUCCAUCCAUUGAUUUUUUGAAGGAAAAAUCCGAAAAAUAUGAAUUGGUCGUAAUUGAUAGACAUGAUUACGAGGAGAAGCAAGAAGCCAUUGAAAAUCCAACCCUUGAUUAUUUAAAAGAUUCUUUGAGCAAAAUAGGCCACAUCGCAAUUUUAAAGCAGGAUUAUGAAUCAAUGGUUGCUAAAUACGAAAAGCCACAACUGGAUUAUUUAAAAAUUUCGUCUGCAAAAAUUGACCACACUGUAAUUCCUCUGUCUGAGUACAAUCUGAUGGUUACAGGCUAUAAAGAUCCUAGUUUGAGCUACUUGAGAGAGAAGGCUGAUUUGAAUAAUCAUGUUUUAAUAAAGGAUGAGGACUAUAGAAAUACUCUAGCUGCAUCAGAGCAUCCAACGGAGGCCAACCUCUCCGAAAAGGCAUCUUUAUUAAAUAAAGUCUUGGUAGACAAGGAUGAUUAUGCCAACAUGUCACGUUCGAUUGAAAAUCCAACGGUUGAUUUCUUAUCCACUAGGGCGCUAUCAGUUGGGAAAAUACUAGUUAAUGAAUCUACGCACAAAAGAAACGAGAAACUAUUAUCCGAGCCAAAUUCUGAAUUUUUGGCCAUGAAAGCUAAGGAGCAAGGGCUAAUCAUCAUUUCCGAAGAAGAAUAUUCAGGACUCCAGGAUAAAAUAGAUCAUCCUAGCUUGGACGUUCUAAAAGAAAAGGCUACCGAUUUUGGUAGUGUCAUAGUAGAUAACACAGAAUACCAACGGUUGCUGAACACUGCAAUUGCCUACCCUCCCAUAACUUAUGAAGAUUUGAAGGCAUAUGCUCACCAAUUCGAUAUGGAAUUAUACCCUUUAAACCCCAACGAACUUUCUCAGGCCGAGAGUCCAGAGCGCUUUGAUGAACAAUCUAUAAACACAACAAGCAGUAACUCGACCACAACAUCAAGUAUGUUCACAGACGCAUUGGAUGAUAAUAUUGAAGAGCUUAAUCGUGACGAAUUCGAACAAGAUGAAGAUGUAACUGACAUAAUAUCGAAGUCAUCCACAGUAAAAGGUGUCACUAACAUUCCCGCAUACGCAACCAUUAAAAAUUCCGCCGAAGAACUGGGUUACAAAUUAGUUCCGAUUGAAAAUUCAAGUGCGAAUCUUAAAUAUAUGGAAGCCCUUUCAUUUUCGAAGGAUAACGACGACAUUAGCGUUGCUAGCAGCGUCGAUCUUAACUACUUAUCUAAAAAGGCAGAAAAAUAUGGUAUGACUCUCAUUUCUGAUGAGGAGUUUGAAGAAUAUCAUAUGCUAAAGGAUAGCACCGUCAGUCGGGAUGAUGGCAUCGAAGAAACAGAUAAUUCCCUGUCAGAAGACGAAAACGCAACAGCAAAGACCACAAAUAUACCGAGGGAACGUGCCUUACAGAAAGGCGUUCUCCGCAAUAGUAUGGAUAAAGAAGAAGUCAUCGAAAUGGCGCAAAAAUUAAAUCUGGUUAUUCUCAACGAAAAAGAGUACACUGAAUUACUGAAUAAGUCAGAAAAAUAUUCAAAUUCUGCAGCUGAUGUUGUCGGUGACACUGCCAAGCUCGAUUUAGUAUCGUUAGAGAAGCAAAAGCUGGAAGAGUUCGAACAUGAGCAUGCUCAUCCAACAUUCACAGAAAGGCAACUCAAGAAACAUGCUGGCGAUCGUAGCUUAAUUUUGACUAGUAGGGAUAAAACACUGUUAUCAAGGGAUGAAAACAUAAUAAGCCAAAGCGAGGUGGUUUAUGAUGAUGAUAUAUCUGACAGUUUUGCAGAUGAAACCCAAGAAAUCAAAAACGAUGUGGACAUCAUUAAAACCCAAGCUAUGAAAUACGGAAUGCUGUGUAUUCCCGAAAGCGCUUUCGUGGGUACAUCAUAUGAAAGUAUACCAGAUACGAGCGAUAUAGUUGCGCUUUCUUCAUCCUAUUAUCAUAGUCUAUUAUCACCUGAAGACCUGAAAUGGAACUGUGUGAAUAAUGAAGUGUUACAAGCAGAAGUUAAAAGGCGUGGACUCCAGCUUGCACCACCAACAAAGGAAGAUAGUAAGGCUCAAGCCACCGCAUCUAAACACGAGGGUAGGUCACACAAGUUGAGUAAUAAAACAUCCACUUUAUCCACGAAGUCUGGAGUAAAAAAGGGACUUGCAGAAGCUGCAGCAACCACUGCCUAUGAAGAUUUUGAAGGUCACCCACAAGCACAAGAGCAGUCUCAUCGUAAAAAUCAUCAUAAACAUCAUAAACGUCAACAGAGUCUAACUUCUAGUUCAACCUCAAAAACCGCACAUUCAUCAAAAAAUACCCCAACAUCUAGAAGAGAUGUCGUGGCAUCAUUUAUGUCACGUGCAGGAUCGGCUGGUAGGACGGCAUCUUUACAAACUUUAGCAUCAUUGAAUGAACCAAGCAUAAUUCCUGCGUUAACUCAAACCGUCAUUGGGGAAUACUUGUUUAAGUAUUAUCCGCGCCUGGGACCUUUUGGAUUCGAAUCUCGCCAUGAAAGAUUCUUCUGGAUUCACCCAUAUACUUUAACUUUGUAUUGGUCAGCAUCUAAUCCCAUCUUAGAGAAUCCUGCCAACACGAAAACAAAGGGUGUUGCCAUUCUAGGAGUGGAAAGUGUCACAGAUCCAAACCCGUAUCCAACAGGAUUGUAUCAUAAGAGUAUUGUCGUUACCACAGAAACUAGGACUAUUAAGUUUACUUGCCCUACAAGGCAAAGACACAAUAUUUGGUAUAAUUCAUUGCGCUAUCUAAUUCAAAGAAACAUGCAAGGGAUAAGCUUAGAGGACAUCGCUGAUGAUCCAACAGAUAAUAUGUAUUCAGGGAAGAUUUUUCCAUUGCCGGGUGAAAAUACGAAGAGUUCCAGUAAAAGACUGAGCGCAUCGAGAAGGUCCGCAUCUACAAGGUCUCUAAGAAAUAGAGUACCAAAAAGCCGAUCAUUUGGCAACCUAAGAUAA